AGCUGCGGCCUCCGUAUCUGUGCGGGAUUAGAGGAUGCCCGGGCUGUACUUGUAUAUGGUCAUGGCAGGGGCAUUCCUGGGAGUCCAGCGGAGUGACGCCGAGCUUUUUAAACCUCUGCUCCACUUCUCCUCCACCCGCAGUCCCGACUCUCUCAGGCCGCCGCCGCCUGCGCGUCUUUACCCGGACACAGGAGCGAGUCUGUCCGGAGGAAGAAACACUCUCUUCUUCUUCUUUCUCCUUCUUCAGUGACGUUCCUUCAUAUUUUAUCCCCGCAGGAGCCCAUGACACGGCCCGCGCUGGAUUAACGGACUCUGGAUCUGCUCUCUGGCCGGAGCGCACGCUUCCACUCUUUACGCAAACUUCGGUGAAGCGUGUGACUCCCAGCUGGCUUGGCACUGCCCCCGCCGCUCCUCUUCCUUUCUCUUUUUUCUGCCUUUUCUUCUCUUCCCACUCCGCUUUGUCCUAUAAAAGGGGGUCAGCAUGAUGAGCAACAGCGGCUACUUGGAGCCGCACCAGCUGCCGCCGCAGUUCUACCAGAGCGCCGCGGACAUCGGCGAGGAGGAGGAGGAGAUGCCGGCCACCGAGAAGGACCUGGCGGAGGACGCGCCGUGGAAGAAGAUCCAGCAAAACACGUUCACCAGGUGGUGCAACGAGCACCUCAAGUGCAUGAACAAGCGGAUCAACGACCUGCAGAAGGACCUGAGCGACGGGCUGAAGCUGAUCGGGCUGCUGGAGGUGCUGAGCCAGAAGAAGAUGUACAGGAAGUACCACUCCAGACCCAACUUCAGACAGAUGAAGCUGGAGAACGUUUCCGUCGCCCUGGAGUUCCUGGAGAGGGAACACAUCAGACUGGUUUCUAUCGACUCUAAAGCCAUCGUGGACGGGAACCUGAAGUUGAUCCUGGGCCUCAUAUGGACCCUGAUCCUGCACUACUCCAUCUCCAUGCCCAUGUGGGAGGACGAGGACGACGAAGACGCCAAGAAACUGACCCCCAAACAGCGUCUGCUGGGCUGGAUCCAGAACAAGGUUCCCCAGCUCCCCAUCACCAACUUCCACAGAGACUGGAGGGACGGCAAGGCGCUGGGAGCCCUGGUGGACAACUGCGCCCCUGGUCUUUGUCCAGACUGGGAGACAUGGGAUCCCAGUCAGCCGGUGGAGAACGCCAGAGAGGCCAUGCAGCAGGCUGACGACUGGCUCGGAGUGCCACAGGUGAUCGCUCCAGAGGAGAUCGUUGACCCGAACGUGGACGAGCACUCUGUGAUGACCUACCUGUCUCAGUUCCCCAAAUCUAAACUGAAGCCCGGCGCCCCACUGAGGGCGAAGACCCUGCACCCGAAGAGGGCCAAAGCCUACGGACCCGGUAUUGAGCCUCGAGGUAACGUGGUUCUGAAACCAGCUGAGUUUCUGGUGGAGACAGUGGAGGCUGGACUGGGUGAGGUUCUGGUUUAUGUGGAAGAUCCAGAGGGACACACAGAGGAGGCCCGGGUGAUCCCCAACAACGACAAGAACAGAACCUACUCCGUGGUCUACCUGCCCAAAGUGGAGGGGCUUCAUAAAGUGAAAGUGCUGUUUGCUGGGCAGGACAUCGACAGAAGUCCCUUCAUGGUGAACAUUUCGAAGGCCAUGGGCGACCCGAGCAGAGUUCAGGCCCGCGGGCCGGGACUGCAGUCGACUGGAAAUGUGGCCAACAAACCGACAUACUUUGACAUUUACACUGCAGGGGCGGGUGCUGGAGAUGUAGGCGUCAUCAUUGUGGAUUCAAACGGUCGGAGGGAUACAGUGGAGAUUGUCUUGGAGAACAAAGGCGACAGUAUUUUCCGCUGCACCUAUGUUCCCGUCCUGGAGGGGCCCCACACCGUCUAUGUGACCUUUGCUGGGCAGCAGAUUCCCAGAAGCCCUUUCACCGUCCACAUCUCAGAGGCCUGCAACCCGAACGCCUGCAGAGCUUCGGGCCGAGGUCUGCAGCCGAAGGGUCUGAGGGUGAAAGAAGUGGCAGAUUUUAAAGUUUACACUAAAGGAGCCGGCAGCGGAGAGCUCAAAGUCACCGUGAAGGGACCGAAGGGCCUGGAGGAGCCGGUGAAGGUUCUCGAGAUGGAAAACGGGAUAUUUGAGUGUAAUUAUUACCCCAUCAUGACGGGUAAAUACAUCGUAACCAUCACCUGGGGAGGACACAGCAUCCCACGCAGUCCAUUCGAGGUUCAGGUGAGUGUGGAGGCGGGGCCUCAGAAGGUGAGGGCCUGGGGCCCGGGUCUGGAGACUGGCAUGGUGGGGAAGAGUGCUGACUUUGUGGUGGAAGCCAUCGGCACGGAGGUGGGAACACUCGGUUUCUCCAUCGAGGGUCCCUCUCAGGCGAAGAUCGAGUGUGAUGAUAAAGGCGAUGGGUCAUGUGAUGUUCGAUACUGGCCCACCGAACCGGGCGACUACGCUGUGCACGUCAUAUGUGACGACGAGGACAUCAAGGACAGUCCCUUCAUGGCUCACAUCCUCCCUGCUGCCAACGACGUCUUCCCUGAAAACGUGAAAUGUUACGGUCCAGGUCUGGAGCCGCUCGGCUGCAUCGUCAACAAACCUGCUGAUUUCACCAUCGAUACCCACGAAGCCGGCAGAGGAGAGCUGAAGCUCUACGCUCAGGAUGCAGAGGGUUUCCCCAUCGACAUUCAGAUCACAGAUAACGGAGACAACACCUUCUUCUGUGUUUACACUCCCUCAAAACCCAUCAAACACACCAUCAUCAUCACCUGGGGCGAAGUCAACGUCCCCAACAGCCCCUUCAGGGUGAUGAUAGGAGAGGGCAGCCAUCCAGAGAAAGUAAAGGUGUACGGUCCCGGUGUGGAGAAGACGGGACUGAAGGCCAACGAGCCGACCUACUUCACUGUGGACUGCAGCGAGGCCGGACAAGGUGAUGUCAGCAUCGGGAUCAAGUGUGCUCCGGGUGUGGUCGGUCCAGCAGAGGCCGACAUCGACUUUGACAUCAUCAAGAACGACAACGACACAUUCACAGUGAAGUACACGCCCCCGGGCGCCGGUCAGUACACCAUCAUGGUGCUGUUCGCUGAUCAGGAAAUUCCCAUCAGCCCCUUCAGAAUAAAGGUGGAUCCUUCCCAUGACGCAGCUAAAGUCCGAGCAGAAGGACCUGGACUCAGCAAGACAGGCGUCGAAGUGGGGAAACCGACUCACUUCACCAUUUUCACAAAGGGAGCCGGGAAAGCCAAACCUGAGGUUUAUUUCACCGGAGCAGCUAAAGGGGACGCCGUCAGAGACUUCGAGAUCAUCGACAACCACGACUACUCGUACACCGUCCGCUACACCGCAGUCCAGCAGGGGAACAUGUCCGUCACUGUGUGUCAUGGAGGAGACCCCAUCCCCAAAAGUCCAUUUAACAUCAGUGUGGCCCCCCCACUGGACCUCAGCAAGGUCAAAGUUCAGGGUUUGAACAACAAGGUGGACGUAGGGAAGGACGAGGAGUUCACCGUCAGCACUCAGGGUGCCGGAGGUCAGGGCAAACUGGACGUCAAGAUCACCUCCCCUUCACGUCGACCAAUCCCCUGCAAGCUGGAGUCGGGCACAGCCAAUGAGAUGCACACAGUGAAGUACAUACCCCCUGAGGAAGGGCCGUAUAGAGUGGACAUCACCUACGACGGAAACCCCGUACCAGGAAGUCCGUUCACCGUGGAGGGCGUCAUGCCGCCUGACCCUACAAAGGUUCGCGCCUAUGGUCCCGGUCUUCAGGGUGGUGUUGUAGGUAAACCAGCCCCCUUUGCCAUUGAUACAAAGGGAGCCGGUACCGGUGGUCUGGGCCUGACGGUGGAGGGACCCUGUGAGGCCAAGAUUGAAUGCCAGGACAAUGGUGAUGGAUCCUGCUCCGUGUCCUACCUGCCCACAGAGCCCGGCGAGUACGCCAUCAACAUCCUGUUUGCAGACCAGCACAUCCCCGGUUCCCCCUUCAAGGCCAUGGUCCAGUCUGCGUUUGACCCCAGCAAGGUGACGGCCAGCGGCCCUGGCCUGGAGCGAGCGAAAGUCAACGAGGACGGAUCCUUUACGGUGGACUGCUCUAAAGCCGGAGAGGCCGAGCUCACCAUCGAGAUCAUCUCCGACUCCGGAGCCAAAGCUGAAGUUCAUGUCCAGAACAACAGCGACGGGACCUACUCCAUCACCUACAUCCCCCAGUUCCACGGCAUGUACACCAUCACCAUCAAAUAUGGAGGACACGCAGUACCGAAGUUCCCCACCCGACUACAGGUGGACCCGGCUGUGGACACCAGCGGGGUGAAGGUCUACGGACCUGGAGUCGAACCCAGAGGCGUCCUGAGGGAAGUGACUACCCAUUUCAUAGUGGACGCUCGGGCCCACUACAAGAGCGGCGGCAGCCAUAUCAAAGCCUGCAUCUCCAAUCCAUCAGGCAGCAACACGGACGCCUACAUCACCGACAAAGGCGACGGGACCUACAGAGUGGAGUACACGCCAUACGAGGAUGGUUUGCAUCUGAUUGAACUGUUGUUUGAUGAGGUCUCGGUUCCUAAGAGCCCGUUCAGGGUGUCGGUGGCCGAGGGCUGUGAUCCCAGUCGAGUCCGAGCGUACGGUCCCGGCCUGGAGGAAGGACUGGUUAACAAACCAAACCGCUUCACAGUCGAGACCAGAGGGGCUGGCACCGGAGGUCUUGGCCUGGCUAUUGAGGGUCCAUCUGAGGCAAAGAUGUCAUGUAAGGACAACAAAGAUGGCAGCUGCAGUGUGGAGUACAUCCCCUUCACUCCUGGAGAGUACGACGUCAACAUCACCUUUGGAGGCCUUCCCAUCCCAGGGAGCCCAUUCCGGGUUCCAGUGCGAGAGCUGGUGGAUCCCAGUAAAGUGAAGUGUUCAGGUCCCGGCCUGGGAAGUGGAGUCCGAGCCCACGUCCCUCAGACCUUCACUGUUGACAGCAGCAAGGCUGGGGUGGCCCCCCUGGAGGUCCUGCUGUAUGGGCCCACAGGUGUGGCCGAGCCAAUCAGCAUCAACGACAACGGUGACGGCACUCACACAGUCAACUACACUCCUGCCAACGACGGCCCGUACACGGUGUGUGUGAAGUACGCCGACCAGGAGGUCCCUCGCAGUCCUUUUAAGAUCAAGACUCUACCGGCUCACGAUGCCAGUAAAGUGCGAGCCAGCGGUCCAGGUCUGAAUGCAUCCGGAGUUCCGGCCAGUCUGCCGGUUGAGUUCACCAUCGACGCCCGAGACGCCGGAGAGGGACUUCUCACUGUUCAGAUACUGGAUCCGGAGGGAAAACCCAAGAAGGCGAACAUCCGAGACAACAGAGACGGGACGUACACGGUGUCAUACGUACCGGACAUGACGGGCCGUUACACCAUCACCAUCAAAUACGGAGGAGACGAGAUCCCGUAUUCGCCGUACCGCAUCCACGCCCUGCCCACCGGAGACGCCAGCAAGUGUCUGGUCACAGUGUCGAUCGGAGGACACGGACUGGGAUCAGGUAUCGGUCCGACCAUCCAGAUCGGAGAGGAGACGGUCAUCACCGUGGAUGCAAAGGCUGCUGGGAAAGGUAAAGUCACCUGUAAGGUGUCGACUCCUGACGGAGCGGAGCUGGACGUGGACGUGGUGGAGAGCGACGGGACGUUUGAUAUUUAUUACACGGCUCCGGAGCCCGGGAAGUACGUCAUCACUAUCCGGUUCGGAGGAGAAAACAUUCCCAACAGCCCCUUCCACGUGGUGGCGAGUGAAACCAUCCCAAUAAUAGAGGAGCCAUGUGACAAGCUUCAGUUACAGCAGUCCUAUGUGGGCUUCUCCCCUCAAUGGGCCACCGAUGAUCCCAUCAGCCCCGUGGAAGGGAUGGAGCCCGUGCUCCGCCCCUUCAGUCUGGUCAUUCCCUUCACCGUGCAGAAAGGAGAGAUCACAGGUGAAGUGCGAAUGCCGUCUGGUCGAACCGCCUGUCCUCACAUCACCGACAACAAGGACGGCACCGUCACCGUGAAAUACUCCCCGACAGAACGAGGCCUGCACGAGAUGGACAUCAAAUAUGAUGGAAAACAUAUCCCAGGAAGUCCACUCCAGUUCUACGUUGAUGCCAUUAACGGUGGUCAUGUGACGGCGUACGGCCCUGGUCUGAGUCACGGCACAGUGAACAGACCGGCCACCUUCACCAUCGUUACUAAAGACGCUGGAGAAGGUGGUCUGUCUCUGGCUGUUGAGGGUCCGUCUAAAGCAGAGAUCAGCUGUAAAGACAACAAAGACGGGACCUGUACUGUGUCCUACCUGCCCACCGCACCUGGAGACUACAACAUCAUCGUCAAGUUUGAUGACAAACACAUCGCCGGCAGCCCCUUCACCGCCAAGAUCACUGGUGAUGAGUCCAUGAGGACGUCUCAGCUGAAUGUCGGCACAGCAACAGACGUUUCCUUAAAAAUCACAGAGACAGACCUGAGCAGUCUGAUGGCGAGCAUCAGAGCGCCAUCUGGGAACGAGGAGCCAUGUCUGCUGAAGAGGUUGCCCAACAGACACAUUGGGAUCUCGUUUACACCAAAGGAAGUGGGCGAACACGUGGUGAGCGUGAAGAAGAACGGGAAACACGUGACCAACAGUCCGUUCAAGAUCAUGGUGGGUCAGUCGGAGAUUGGAGACGCCAGCAAGGUGAAGGUUUACGGCCAGGGGCUGGUGGAGGGACACACCUUCGAAGUGGCCGAAUUCAUCGUUGACACCAGGAGUGCAGGUUACGGAGGUCUGGGUCUGUCCAUCGAGGGUCCCAGUAAAGUGGACAUUAACUGUGAGGACGUGGAGGACGGGACGUGUAAAGUCACUUACUGUCCAACUGAACCUGGAAACUACAUCAUCAACAUCAAGUUCGCCGACCAACACGUCCCAGGAAGUCCGUUCACGGUGAAGGUGUUUGGUGACGGCAGGAUGAAGGAGAGCAUCACCCGGAAACGUCAGGCUCCCUCCAUCGCUACUGUGGGCAGCACCUGUGACCUCAACCUCAAAAUACCAGGGAAUUGGUUCCACAUGGUUUCGGCUCAGGAGCGCCUGACCCGGACGUUCACCCGCAGCAGUCACACCUACACUCGGACCGAGCGUACGGAGAUCAGUAAGACUCGAGCAGGAGAGACGAAGAGGGAGGUCCGUGUGGAGGAGAGCACUCAGGUGGGAGGAGAGCCGUUCAGAGACGUGUUCGGAGACUUCCUGGGACGAGAGAGUCUGAGCGGAUUCAACGGGAUGCCGACCGGCAGCCGGCCGCCGCUGCAGGACGGUGAGGCAAGUAAGCAGGAGAUGACAGCUCAGGUGACGAGUCCUGGAGGAAAGACGGAGGACGCAGAGAUCAUUAAAGGAGAUGACAGCACCUACAGCGUCCGCUUCAUACCUCAGGAGAUGGGAGCUCACACUGUUAACGUUAAAUAUCGUGGCCAACACGUCCCCGGGAGCCCCUUCCAAUUCACUGUGGGGCCACUGGGAGAGGGAGGGGCCCACAAGGUCCGGGCAGGGGGGACGGGGCUGGACCGAGGAGUGGCAGGGAUCCCAGCUGAGUUCAGUAUCUGGACCAGAGAGGCCGGAGCUGGAGGUCUGUCAAUCGCUGUGGAGGGACCGAGCAAGGCCGAGAUCACCUUUGAAGACAGGAAGGACGGAUCCUGUGGCGUCAUCUACGUAGUUCAGGAGCCUGGUGACUACGAGGUUUCCAUUAAGUUCAACGAUGAACACAUCCCAGACUCUCCAUUCAUCGUCCCCAUUGCCACUCUGUCUGAUGACGCUCGCCGCCUCACCAUCACCAGCCUGCAGGAGGUGGCCCUAAAAGUUGGGCAGGAGGCCUCCUUUGCUGUCCAGCUGAAUGGAGCCAGAGGGCUGAUCGAUGCUAAGAUCCACACACCAUCCGGAGCCAUAGAGGAGUGCUACAUCACUGAGCUGGACAGCGACCAGCAUGCCAUCAGGUUCAUCCCGAGGGAAAAUGGAGUUCAUUCCAUCGACGUUCGUUUCAACGGCAGCCAUGUUCCCGGCAGUCCCUUCAAGAUCAGAGUGGGAGAACCAGGACAGGUUGGAGAUCCCGGCAUGGUGUCUGCUUUCGGACCAGGAUUGGAGGGAGGAACCACAGGCGUGGCGUCAGAGUUUGUUGUGAACACGUGUAAUGCUGGCUCAGGGGCUCUGGCUGUGACCAUCGAUGGACCGUCGAAGGUCAAGAUGGACUGUCAGGAGUGUCCUGAGGGCUACAAGGUCUCCUAUACACCUAUGGCUCCUGGACACUACCUGAUCUCCAUCAAGUAUGGCGGACCCCAGCACAUCGUAGGCAGCCCCUUCAAGGCCAAAGUCUCAGGACCUCGUCUGUCCGGGGGCCACAGUCUGCAUGAGACAUCGUCUGUUCUCGUGGAAACUGUCACCAAGUCAUCAGCGAUGGGAGGGGCCUUCGCCUCCUUACCCAAAUUCUCCUCAGACGCCAGUAAAGUCAUCUCCAGAGGCGCCGGCCUGUCGAAGGCCUUCGUAGGUCAGAAGAACACGUUCACAGUGGACUGCAGCAAAGCAGGCACCAACAUGUUGAUGGUGGGCGUUCACGGGCCAAAGACGCCCUGCGAGGAGGUCUACGUCAAACACAUGGGCAACCGGAUGUACAACGUCACGUAUACAGUCAAAGAACAAGGCAGCUACAUCCUCAUCGUCAAAUGGGGCGACGAGAACGUCCCCGGCAGUCCCUUCCACGUCACCGUCCCUUAAACCUGAACUCUUCAUCUCUAUGUCGUCCCUCCGCUGCAGCCCCUCACCCUCCUCACCCUCCUCCACCCUCCUGCACCCUCCUCACCCUCCUCACCCUGAUGCACUGACCACACAAAGACUUUUCACUUCCUGUUUUCAGUCUCUUUCUGGUGUCUCUUGGAAAAACUCUGUUUACUUUAGAAUUUAUAUCACUUCAACUUCACAGUGCUGACCUUGGAAGGUAGAAUCACACAGUCCAACAGUAAUAUCAGAAGAUGUUAUCAAGAUAUUAUCCUUUAAGCACAAGAUACUACUGAGGUCAAACAAGACUUUAACAUGUGCCUACAAAUAACAUCUAAAAAGGAUCUUGUGUGCACAACUUUUAACUUAUAUUUAACCUAAACUGUACCCUGAAGUAUCCUGUCUGAGUGUCUUGCUCGCCCACGAUAAAAUGAAAUCACCUUGGGGACCUCAGGCUACUCUUAUUGACUCGGUUCAGUGAAGGACAGCAUUUGGACAAAACCACUUAGCAGAUCUUUGUACGAUCACGAUUUCUUCAGGAUGUUUCUGGAUUUAUCUGAAAAACUGUGGAUGCAGGAAUGUGUAGAUGCCCCAGUUUUUUGUUCUUACAUCUCAAAGUCUGAUUGUACAACUUGUUUCAUGAUGUCUGGUUAAACCUGUGUUGUAAUGGCGUCUCCCCACCGAGCUGCAGAAAGCUGAAGGAUCAGGACGAGCUGUGCUGGGACUUUAUUUAUUCUCUUUUCCCCCCUCAUUUUAUUUUCUUUGACAGAAAAUGGUCUUAUUGUAGAGAAAGCGAUGAGGCUGAUCUUCUUUCCUGAAUUAGUUGUUCAGAGACAGACGUGAUGAUUCAGAUUUUCUUUUUUUACCACAGGAAGAAGUGCAGUGAAGCAAUCAGUGUGUUUUGUGAAUGGUGAUGUUGCGAUGACACAGUAUUACAGAGUGACAUUUUAUAGUGAUUUUGUAUGUAUCAAAACUGGAUGAAUGAAGUAAAUUGUUUGAUAUGUUAACCUUCAAUCUGGCAAGAUUGUGCAGGCAUAAUAAAGUAUAUUCGCUAACUUGCCACAAA
Micropterus salmoides (largemouth bass) is the source of this 9749-nucleotide messenger RNA. RefSeq names its product filamin-C-like. Gene Ontology annotation, biological process: actin cytoskeleton organization. The record is from RefSeq and is a predicted model, not a curated record. Lineage: Eukaryota; Metazoa; Chordata; Actinopteri; Centrarchiformes; Centrarchidae. Gene Ontology annotation, molecular function: actin filament binding.